Molecule: messenger RNA, 1447 nt
Organism: Salmo salar (Atlantic salmon)
Lineage: Eukaryota; Metazoa; Chordata; Actinopteri; Salmoniformes; Salmonidae
Product: cytosolic 5'-nucleotidase 1A-like
Biological process (GO): adenosine metabolic process; nucleotide metabolic process
Cellular component (GO): cytosol; cytoplasm
Molecular function (GO): magnesium ion binding; nucleotide binding; 5'-nucleotidase activity
Source: RefSeq, a predicted model, not a curated record
UGGUCUAGUCUAGUACAAACCAGCCAGGUUGUAGUUGGUCUAGUCUAGUACAAACCAGCCAGGUUGUAGUUGGUCUAGUCUAGUACAAACCAGCCAGCUUGUGUCAUCAUUUCUUAAUCCCUGAAAACACACUCUCACACACUGCAAGCUCUGAUGACGGUGAAGUCCAGACUGAGGCAGCUCUACCCUGACAGUGAAGAGCUGAUUGAUAUCAUCCUGAUGACUAAUAACCAUGCCCAGGUCGGUGUUCGCCUCAUCAACAGCAUCAACCACUACGAUUUAACCAUUGAGAGAUUCUGUAUGACGGGAGGUCAAAGCCCCAUUGGCUAUCUAAAGGCCUGCAUGACCAACCUGUACCUCUCCAUGGAUGGAGAGAAAGUCACUGAGGCCAUUGAGGAGGACAUUGCUGCAGCGACCAUGUUUACAUCUGGAGAUGUGGAGAACCAGCUUUCUGACACCCAGCUGAAAGUAGCUUUUGACGGGGACGGUGUCCUCUUCUCUGACGAGUCAAAGAUCAUCUACAAACAACAGGGCCUGGACGCGUUCAUUGAGCACGAGAAGAAAUUUAAGAACACACCUCUUACAAAGGGUCCCUUGAAGUGUUUCCUGGAGGCACUGGUGAAGCUCCAGAGAAAGUUCUACGCUAAGAACGAGCGUCUGACCUGCCCCAUUCAUACCUACCUGCUAACAGCCCGCGGAGAAGACUGCUCGGGGGCCCGUGUCCUUAAUACCCUCAGGAGCUGGGGCCUGGAGAUCGAUGACAUCCGAUUCCUAAAAGGGGCCCCCAAAGGUCCCAUCCUGCAGGAGAUCAGGCCCCACAUAUUCUUCGACAACCAGAUGUUUCACAUCGAGGCGGCCAUAAAGAUGGGGACCAUCGCUGCACAUGUACCUUAUGGGAUCGGACAGAAGUAUCACAGUGGGAAACUUAUUGAGCAGCCCGCUAAAGAUGCCAAAGACAAGAAGUAGUGACUCUCCUAGUAGUGGGAAGGUAUCAUAUGUUAUGCAAAAGUUUAGUUGCACACAACCCUGUCAUCAGCUGUAGUAUCUUUAUUGUUUAUCAUCUUUUUUAGUUCAGGAUUUUGUGUUAUUUGUCUCUAUUUCCACUUUAUUACAAAUACCUUUGUCAUAAUAUAGUUUAUUAACAAGAGAGAAAAACCAUAUUUUAGGACUGUUGAUGUUGUACUCACUUCAGGGACCAAUGCCACCUAAUGUUCUCUGUCAUAAGUAGAGAAAGGAUCACUUUCCUACAAUCCUCAUCAAUCAAUCAAUCACGUUUAUUUAUAAAGCCCUUUUUACAUCAGCCGAUGUCACAAAGUGCUAUACAGAAACCCAGCCUAAAACCCCAAACAGCAAGCAAUGCAGAUGUAGAAGCAUGGUGGCUAGGAGAUAUUCCAUAGAAAGGCAGGAACGUAGGAAGAAACCUAGAGAGGAACAAAGUUAUGAAUGG